Nerophis ophidion (straightnose pipefish) is the source of this 1955-nucleotide messenger RNA. It is a transcript of the gene tsen34, whose product is annotated as TSEN34 tRNA splicing endonuclease subunit. Gene Ontology annotation, biological process: tRNA-type intron splice site recognition and cleavage; tRNA splicing, via endonucleolytic cleavage and ligation. NCBI's taxonomy places the organism in Eukaryota, Metazoa, Chordata, Actinopteri, Syngnathiformes, Syngnathidae. Bases 1024 to 1881 code for a protein of 285 amino acids. The transcript has 5 exons. Gene Ontology annotation, molecular function: tRNA-intron lyase activity; nucleic acid binding. The record is from RefSeq and is a predicted model, not a curated record. Gene Ontology annotation, cellular component: tRNA-intron endonuclease complex.
GGUGGUUUACGGCAUGUCGCAAACGCGAUGAAAAUGUGCGGCAUGCAGCCGUCACUGCACGCUAGCUAAGAUGCUAAGUAAACAACAUAAAUCAUCGAAUCCAGCCUCUCGGCGCGAUGGAUUGACAGUUUGUGUGUUUUAAGGUAGUACAAAAUAAUGAAAGUCAAAUAUUUAUUUUCCAGUUUUAUUAAGGAGGCUUCUGUCGUGAAAGUGAAAAGUUACACACAACUGUGCUUAAAGGGAGGCUAGAAAAUUAGAUAACUCAGCUAAAAUUGUGUUGUUUCGGUCGUUUUUCCAUACAUUUGAAACUCGCAUAUCCCCAAAUUUAGUCUAUUUUAAAGACUUUGUACUGUUUUACUAGGAGGCUUCUGUCGUGAAAGUGAAAAGUUACACACAACUGUGCUUAAAGGCCUACUUAAACCCACUACUACCCACCACGCAGUCUGAUAGUUUAUAUAUCAAUGAUGAAAUAUUAACAUUGCAACACAUGCCAAUACUGCCUUUUUAGUUUACUAAAUUUAAAAUUUAAAAUUCCCGCUGCGUUUCUUGUUCAAAACGUCGCAGAAUGAUGACGAGUAUGAUGACGCGUGUUUGUGACGUCUCGGGUUGUAGCAGACACGGCUAAAAGUCGUCUCUUUUCAUUGCAUAAUUACACAGUAAUUUGGACAUCUGUGUUGCUGAAUCUUUUGCAAUUUGUUCAAUUAAUAAUGGAGAAUAUAAAGAAUAAUGCUGUUGGUGGAAAGCGAUGGAUUGCAGAUGCCUUUAGCACUGAAACACAGCCGGUGUUUCUUUGUUUGUUGUGAAGCUUUAACACAGAGCGGUCAAGCGAACAUGUUUCUCUACGUCAACCAGCAAGUUUUUGGAUGGGAAAAUUGUGAUAUUAAUUCGGCUCUUACCGGAGACUUGAGUGGAUUAUUGGACCUCCUCCUGUAGCUGUCAAAAAGGCAGCUGUGAUCUUGGCUCAUUGGCUUCUCUCAGAGACACUGGCGUUCACCGCAGCGAUCCGACUUUGAGAGAGAAAAGAUGGCCGAGAAAGAGGAGGAGCCAUCUCUCCAAGGAGUUGGUGUGAGUCACUGUGACUCCGCCCCCUUGCUGUGGAGGAUGAAGGACCUGCGGACGGUCAGAUCCCUUGGCCUGGUGGGGGCGCUGCUGGGGUCCCUGCCGCGGACCCCCCGACAAAAUGUCCGCCUGGGUCGGCCGUUGUUGCUACUGCCAGAGGAAGAGCGGCUACUAGCAGAGCAAGGCGUGUCCGCCAUCUUGCCACCGGGACCGCUGGACGCUAAAGGGGCGGAGCUUCGUCAGCAGGUGGCACAAUUCGAGGAGAACCUGCGGUGGAGUUUUGACGAACAGCGCGUCCUCGCUCUGCGCGACAGGAAGUCAGCGCUGGUCAGAGCCAUGAGCUCAUCGCGUGCAGAGUCUGAAUCGGGCGGCGAUGAUGAAGACCUGCGUGGACGCCUGGAGGCCUUGGAAGGCAGCUUCAGCUUCCCUCGCUCGGCGUUGGCGGUCCAGCUCAGCACAGCAAGGGCGGGAUUGGCCUACUGCCCCGAGGACCGCACCCUCCUCCUGGCAGGCGUGCCCACUGGCCAAGAGCCACAAUGCAACACACGAUACCAGGUGUUUAGAGACCUGAGGGGGCGGGGCUUCUACCUCACUUCAGCCGGCAAGUUUGGCGGCGAUUUUCUUGUCUAUCCCGGCGAUCCCCUUCGUUUCCACGCUCACUUCAUCGCCGUGUGUCUGUCCGAGGACGAGAGCGUGCCGGUACUGGAUGUCCUCGCCGUGGCUCGGCUGGGCUCCAACGUCAAGAAGACUGUCCUCUUGUGCUCACCGCAAAGUGGCGGAGGCGUGACCUACUCGUCCCUGCAGUGGAGCGGGAUGGUUUAAACCACGCCUUCCAAUUCCUUCAAGUGAGAACUUCAUUUUUUUUUUUUACAAGUGUAAAUAAAAUGUCAUGUUUA